Molecule: messenger RNA, 1759 nt
Organism: Pyrus x bretschneideri (Chinese white pear)
Lineage: Eukaryota; Viridiplantae; Streptophyta; Magnoliopsida; Rosales; Rosaceae
Product: protein ROOT INITIATION DEFECTIVE 3-like
Exons: 1
Coding region: 266-1504 (412 amino acids)
Biological process (GO): rRNA processing; DNA-templated DNA replication
Cellular component (GO): nuclear pre-replicative complex
Molecular function (GO): protein binding
Source: RefSeq, a predicted model, not a curated record
AAGAAAUCCGGUUGGAAUCUCAUCAUUUCAUAGCAGACUUUCAUGCAACCAUAUAAACCAAAACAAGAACUCAGACUAAACCAUCCAAUUUCCUCUAACAAAAUCAGAAGCAGCCAAAUUUUGAUGAUAAGCACCUUGUUUUGAACGCCCCCAAAGAACAACCACCUGAAGUUCCUCUCUCUAAACAUGCCCUCCUCGUUUUGCCACCUCCCUUAAACCACCCCUAUUCCAUGCCUUAUAUUGUCUCUUAGCCUACCUGAAAAACAUGUCCUCUUCUUCCCAUGAAAUUGUCCUCACCAGCUCCCCAGACGGCCCGAUUAUCGCCUAUGAUGCUUCCUCGGGCACUGCUCUAGCACAGUUCACAGGCAGCAGGUCCCCGCGUCGAGGUCUCACCAUUGUUGGGAGGCCUUACAUUGCUGCCUCACACGUAUCUCCCACCACUGGUUCUGGUUCAAUCCACCUUUACAACUGGUGUUCUUCAUCUGCCUUGCAUAACUUGCAAGUUCCGGAACCCGUUGCCCCCCUCGCCGCCAUGUCUGACGGGGCGUACCUCUUUGCCGGCGGCCUGUCAGGGAGUGUUCAUACAUUGUCCAUCCCGUCUGGGGAUGUGCUCAAGUCAUUGGCUGUGCAUAACAAACCCGUGUCCUGCCUCGGGAUCAGCCACGACGAGUCGCUCCUGAUUUCUGGCAGUGAUGAUGGAAGCAUUGUGGUUGUUCCCAUCUUCCAGCUUGUGGCGGCCUCAGGAUAUGUAUUAUACGAUAAUGUGGAAGACCUGGUGUUGCAUAGGUUUUCUGCUCAUUCGGAUUCGGUGACUGCCGUUGUUUCUGGUGUGGGAUUACACACCUCCCAAGUUAUUUCGUGCUCAUUGGAUGGCACAUGUAAAUUCUGGAGCCUCUUGCGCGCGGCGCUCCUGCGUACAGUUGUGUUUCCGUGCGCUAUUUUCGGUAUCGCAUUAAACCCAAGAGAACCCGAGUUCUAUGCUGCAGGAUCAGAUGGUUCAGUAUACAAAGGAUUAUGGAGAAGUGGAAGGAGGCAGCUUGUAAUGCAAGGCAAGGACUUGAUCACCUGGAGUCCGAAGCACGACGGGGGAGUUGUAUCUGUGGUGAUGGUGAAUGAGGGAAGGAAUUUGUUAUCAGCUUCGGAAGACGGGAGUGUCUGGGCUUGGCAAGUUGAUGCAGGACAGGUGGUUAUGGUUCUCGCUAACGAGAUGGGGAGCAUUAGUGAUCUGGUGGCAGCCACGGGCACAAACUACAGCAAAGGGCAUGAUUUCAGCGCGAGCAACAGGGGUUAUCGAAAUGGGAGUUGCGAGUUUGGGUUAACUGGAAAAGAACUGACGAGUAUGCCGAUAAAGAUGUUAAAAAUGGACGAGAUGUUGAAGGUGGCAGCAAGGGAUAGAAGCAGAGCGAUUGAUAUGCUCGAAUCUGCCAUCGGAAUGUAUGAGAGGCUCUUGGAACUCAUCCUCAAGGAAGCCAAGAAAAGUAGCAGCAACAACAAACAACGGUGAUGAAAAGGAUAAAAACAUCAUACACAAUUUCUAUAUGCAAAAAUGUGUUAUUCAGACAAAUGUACGUCUCUAUAUAAUACACACAGUGGUAAACAUUAGUUCUAUUUUCUCUUCGCCCUUCGCGUCCGCCUUCCUCAAGAAAAAAUAAAACAGAUGCAACGUUUUAGUGUUCGUUCAAAUGGGCACUAACACAGAAUUGCUAAUUUUACAUUCAUCAUAUAGCGUUCAUUAGAAUGAAAAUUCAUCAGAUACAGA